Molecule: messenger RNA, 2641 nt
Organism: Sinocyclocheilus grahami
Lineage: Eukaryota; Metazoa; Chordata; Actinopteri; Cypriniformes; Cyprinidae
Gene: znf438
Product: zinc finger protein 438
Exons: 5
Coding region: 241-2559 (772 amino acids)
Biological process (GO): regulation of DNA-templated transcription
Molecular function (GO): RNA polymerase II cis-regulatory region sequence-specific DNA binding; DNA-binding transcription factor activity, RNA polymerase II-specific
Source: RefSeq, a predicted model, not a curated record
CAGAGAAACAGCUGCUAUAUCAGAGAGACCCUCUCUAUGGCAGGGAAAUGAGAGACAGCUCCUCAAUCACAUGACACGCGCUCUGAAGUCUGGAUUUACAACUGGUGCCUUUGUUGAACACAAUGUGGGUGAUUCCUGGGAGAUUUCAGAGGGACCGGGGGUAAAACAGCAUGCCGAAGCUUAAAGGGAUCGUUCACCCAAAAAUGGAAAUUCUGUCAUAAUUUACUCACCAGAUUGUUCAUGCUACUCUUUUACAAUAAGUCAUACGGGAUUGGAAUGAUGAGUAAAAGGAUCUUCAGUGACAGUGUGGCAGACAUGAAAACCCAAGAGCAUCGUUCCAGCCCUCUGAAAUCACACACACAAAGUGAUGCACGGCCCCACUCCCAAAUGAAGGGUCUCCAGUUUCGCAGCAUUGCCCCCAAAGCCCCAGUAGUGGUUCCAUCCUCUGCAGUUCUAUCCUGCCAACCUCCCUCAGCCCUUCCAGAAGCAUCCACAGCUGUCAGCCCCAAAUCCAUCCUUGUCCCUGCCCAGAACUAUGCACUCAUGCAGGUGGCUGGACAAGAGGGGACCUUCUCAUUGGUGGCCUUACCUCAGACACAACAGCAACAGCCAAUCCAGAAGAACCUUAAGCUGCCUAUUCCUAGAUACCAACCGGUGCGAAGCAAGAGCGCUCCAGAAAAAGGCAGUAGCAAGAUGCCGAGUCCAGCCAAGGUUUCUGCAACCAUACAAGCUCAAUCACCUGCUGUGAAAUCAGACCAGAGUUCAGACCCAGUAUCGGAGCAUCUUGUUUUAAUUGAUGCUCCUACUUUGUCUGAAAUCAACGUUGGGCCCUUGCUCCCAGGAUCACAGACAGAUCGAAAAGUGGAACAAAAAAGCGAUGCUGGUCCACUCAAAAACCAGCACUAUCCUUCUGGAACCUCCCUUAUUGCCCCUGUCAUUAAAAUCUCACCAGUUAAAACCCAAAUAGAGGGUCAAGCCUCGGCUGGCAGUGCCAUCACAGUCCUCUCACCCACUAUCUUUAGCAAAGCUGUUCAGAUCAUUCCAUCUCCAUCCAAGGGCAAGCUGCCCAUCCUGCCCUAUGCCAAGGUGAAGAACUCCCUCCUGGCACCCACCAGCCUUGCCAGCACCCCAUUCUCAGAGAAGCAGACUGGAGCCAAAAGCAGCCUGAAAAGCCCUCCAGACAACAAAAUCAAGUCCACAGACAGCAACGUUAAAAGUGAAAGCCUAAGCCAAGACCACAACAACACCCAAAUCAAGAACCCUCCAGGCAAGAAACGGGGGAGGAAGAGAAAAACAAUGGAGGAUAUUCUAGCCUUCGAAGCCCGAAAGAAGAGAUCCUUGUCAUUUUUUAGAAGGAGGGUACCUGAGAAACCUCCACCUGGUGUGUCAAAUCCUGCCUCUCAAGAGAAGCUGCUUGACAUAUCCAAAAAGUAUCGGAGUAUUCGUCCCAAGCCAGUACUGGUAGUGGAAACCACAAUUCCACAACUUGUUCCACUCCCUUCUUUGUCAACAUCGGAGAACCUUGAUCAGGAGCUCGUAUUAGGACAGCAGAUAUCAGGAAAACAAUCGAGUGCUCCACAGUCUUCGCAAGCUACUGAUCAGCAGCCUGUGGUAGAAUGUAAAGGUGGUGGAGGAGUGAUUUACACAGGAAGUCGUCUGCUGCAUCGAUGUCCUACCUGCAACAGGUGUUUCCAGUUCAAGCAUCACUUGCAGAGCCACAUGAACAGCCACAGUAACCUGCGGCCUUACGUCUGCCCGGUAUGCAGGAAGGCCUACGCUCACUCAGGCAGUCUUAGCACUCAUAUGAAGCUGCACCAUGCAGAAAGCAGGCCCCGGAAGAGCCUUUGCUGUGAAUUCUGUGAGAAGUCAUUUGGCUAUGUGGGUGUCUACUUCAGCCACUUGAGAGAGGUGCACCGGGUAAUACUUACUGUUGAACCGUCCAUCAGUCAACACGAAGAAAACAUGUCUGUAGGAGAGUCUUCGGAAGCUGAUGAACAGGCCUCAGAACAACGUGUUGACCCAGUCGAGCUACAAAUUAAGUGUGGGCGCUGCCAGGCCAUCACCCCUACCUUUGCUGACAUGAAGCUGCAUUUGUUGUACGUGCAUGGAGAGGAGGUCCAGGUGCGAUUGAGGGAUGGGGCCAUGCGCGGGGGCCGUGAAGCAGAGGAUGAACUGGUCAAACAUGCAGCACAUUACUGGAGGCAGCUCAAUGAGAAACGCAACCUAGUGCACUGCGGCACCUGCGACGAGGAGUUCUUCUCCUUUUCCAAGUUCAAACGCCACCUCCAUUCUCACCAUCAAGAAGCUAGAGAGAGUCAAGAAGAGGAGGACGAAGAGGAGAUGAUCGGUAAGGAGGGCCAUGUAUUAAGGGGCCUCAGUAAAGGUAUAUCCCUGAGGGUGGGGUCUCACUUUAACUGCAUCCUUUGCAGUAAGGUGUUUAAUAAGAAACAGGAUGUUAUUGAGCAUUGGAGGGCACAGCACAACUGUGAAAAUCCCACCCUUCUAUGGGAUGUCCUGGACUUCAAAGGGGAGAGCAAGCUUAUUGAUGGGCCAAAUUAACUGCAAAUGGGUAAUUUAUUAUUUGCUCCAUGUGUCGACUGUGUGGUUUAUGCAGGAUGCAGUGACGUUAAUGCAAAAAAAA